Messenger RNA from Aspergillus melleus, 963 nucleotides. RefSeq lists its product as uncharacterized. The coding region runs from base 1 to 963 and encodes 320 amino acids. The transcript has 2 exons. The record is from RefSeq and is a predicted model, not a curated record. Lineage: Eukaryota; Fungi; Ascomycota; Eurotiomycetes; Eurotiales; Aspergillaceae.
AUGAUCUCCUCUACAUUUGCCCCUAAUUUGUCUCGUCGGGACACGGGCAAAUCGAGCAUAGGGCAUGACAAUGCCACCGGUGCAGCUCCUCCUCCAUUAGCCAGUGGAGGGGGGACUUUUGGGCCACAGAGUGCCACGGCGAUUUACCAGCACAUCCAUGAUAUGGCUACCAAGCGAAUAUCCACAUUGGACUACUUGCGAAAAGCGCAUGAAGGCCGCAUUUACUGGUUUAAUACGGUACAUUUCUCGCGCACUGACAUUGGUCGAAUCCCCUACUUCGAAUCCCGAAAACUCUCCCGCCGCGCCAUCAACUAUCUCCUGCUGGGCUUGUCGCUUCCACCAAUACUCGACGUCAGUUCGACUCCCGCCGAGUAUCUGCGCGCAUUGAACGCUCUUCUAGUUGAGUUCGAAACUUUCCAGCAAGUGCACCCACCGGACGGGAGUUCAUCUUCAUCUCUAGCCAGAGCACGAAUUCCUCAGAUGUUCAAAAGAGCUGCACAGGCUGGGGCUAAAACUCGACGAGCAAGCUCGGCUACUGAAAUCGGCCUGCCUAUGCAGUCUAGUGACCCGUCCGACCUGAAAGGCAUGACAGGGAAUAUAUCCUCUUCUGCCACGGCGGCAGCUGUCAUUUCUUUUCCUCACACUGAAGCCUCGGAACUUCUACCGGGCGAAGAAUACUCGUAUCUCUUGACCCCGUCAUUGCCCUUCGAACCGGAUUACUUCGAGACCUUUGUAACUCUGUGCGACGUACUGAUAGAUUGUUAUACUCGGCUUGCCUCGUUGAUCUCGAGCCCCUCGGUGUGCACUGUCGGGUUGGGUGAGAUGUUCUCCAAGGCAGAUGCCAAAAUUAGAAAAAUCAUGGUUGCCGGCAUUGUACGAGAGUUCGAAGACGCAAGUCGGAAUAAUGCCAAAAACGAAGUCUUUGGGGUUAGCCGCGUGGUUCUUGGUGGCCUUUUAGGUUGA